Rotaria socialis is the source of this 1722-nucleotide messenger RNA. The record is from the annotation of a GenBank genome assembly. Lineage: Eukaryota; Metazoa; Rotifera; Eurotatoria; Philodinida; Philodinidae.
AUGUUUCUUUCACAAGCGCCUAUUAUCAAUCGAUAUAAUUUUAUUUCAAAGUUUUUCCGUGGUCCUGGAAAUUCAACUGGGAAGAGUAAACUUUUAUAUCGUCUUGUUGGUGAAACAUCAAUACUAGAUCUUGCUGCCAAAAAUAGACAUUAUUUUUCAAUUGGUGAACAUGCUGAUAAGAUUUAUCAAGAAAACGAGGCAUUAGUCACUUCAUAUUAUUUCAAUGUAACAACUUCAGUCUAUGGUAUAAGACAAUCACUAGCAUAUUCUACUCACGAAAUUAGUUUACUACUGAAAAAUGGCAAGAAUCGUCUAGUUAAAAUUGAACACCAUCAGUAUCUACAGGCUGUAGAUACUUUAAGUAUCAAUGGUUUCUUACUUGAUAAAAAGAAAUCAGUUUCUACUGGCGACCUUCGUGCUUUAACAAUAGUUAAAAUCUAUUCAAAUCUUGCUGAAAUUAUUCAACCACUUGGUAAAUUACCACUUGAAUUCUCAACUGAUGAUUGGAAUGAUAUUCGUGCCGAUUCAGUAACAUUAGUUGGCUCGAAUCUUACAAUAACACAACAAACAAUUACCGAAAAGAAAAAAUCACUUAACAAUGCUCAAGUUUAUGUUCGUGCACCAUCAUCGUCAAGUACUAAAACAGAAUUUAUUAAAGCAACUCUCGUUGAUGAAAAAAGAAACUUAGUUAAAAUCAUUGAUAAAGAUGUUAGCAAAGAUCCAAUCUUCUUUACAGCUCAAUCAGAUCAUAUUGUUUACGAAAAUGAUCCACCUCAAACAAAGUACUAUGUUAACUUUACAUAUGACACAACAGAUGCCGUAUAUUUGAGUUAUCUUCGUUCAAAUCUCAACUGGAAAACCCGUUAUCAAUUGAAUCUAUUCGAAGAAUCAAAGCCGGUAACACUCAUUUCAAUGGCUGAUAUUCGAAAUGAUGGCGAAUCGAAAAUUGAUAUUGAAAAUGCAGAACUUUUAGGUGGUGACAUCAACUUACAGAUGCAUGCAACACAUAGAUUCCAGUAUGCUCAAGUGGCCUAUUCAAGUGCUUCUUUUGAUGCAGCAUCCGGACCAGCUGGUCCUGCAGGUUCCACAAAUAAACUAUCUGUUGGGCAAGGAGAAGAAGUAGCCGGUUUAUAUGUGUUUACUAUCAAUCAGCCGUUUUCUAUUGAAGCUAAAACAAAUUAUCUUGUACCAAUGUUUCGUCCACGAGUGACUGUUGAACGAUAUAAUUCGAUUUCAAAAUAUUUCACUGUUGCAGGAAACUCAACCGGAAAAGGCGAACGUUCAUAUCGUCUUGUAUCUGAUCGAUUUCUUUCAGGUGGUAAUUGUGUUAUACGUGAAUUUGAUCGCCUUGUUGGUGAAACAACAUUACCUGAUAUUGCUGCCAAAAGCAAACAUGAUUUCUCAAUUGGUCAAGAUGCUGAUAUAGUUUAUAAAGAAAAUGUAGUAUUAAUUUCUACAUUUAGUUCCAAUAUAUCAACUUCAAUUUAUGGUGCAAGACAAACAAGAACACAAUCUACCUACGAUAUCAAUUUAACAUUGAAAAAUUACAAGAAGAAUCGCCCAGCUAAAGUUGAAUAUCAACAACAAUUCACUGGUCAAACAGUUAAAUUAUUUAAGCCUAAUGCAGUUUUCACACAAGACGGCUCAACAGUCAAAGCCACAUUUACAUUAGCAGCUGACGAAGAAAAGUCCGUUACAUACAAGAUUGAAGUAGUCAACUAG